Condylura cristata (star-nosed mole) is the source of this 7615-nucleotide messenger RNA. It is a transcript of the gene ADGRL1, whose product is annotated as adhesion G protein-coupled receptor L1. Bases 160 to 4584 code for a protein of 1474 amino acids. Gene Ontology annotation, biological process: adenylate cyclase-activating G protein-coupled receptor signaling pathway; cell surface receptor signaling pathway; heterophilic cell-cell adhesion. The transcript is spliced from 24 exons. Gene Ontology annotation, cellular component: presynaptic membrane; axon; postsynaptic density. The record is from RefSeq and is a predicted model, not a curated record. Gene Ontology annotation, molecular function: G protein-coupled receptor activity; carbohydrate binding; latrotoxin receptor activity. Lineage: Eukaryota; Metazoa; Chordata; Mammalia; Eulipotyphla; Talpidae.
UCCUACCCUCAAGCUACUCAUGGUGUCUUGGGGAAGACCAGCAACAGACCUACUCACAGAACAGGCUGGUGGGCCAGGCCGUGGUGUCCACAUGGUGAUGUGGGGCGAGGCCACGUGUACAGGCCACUGAGAGCGCCGUGAAUACCCCCAACUGCCACCAUGGCCCGCCUGGCCGCCGCACUCUGGAGUCUCUGUAUCACUGCUGUCUUGGUCACCUCGGCCACCCAAGCAGGCCUGAGCCGUGCUGGGCUCCCAUUCGGGCUGAUGCGCCGGGAGCUGGCAUGCGAAGGUUACCCCAUUGAGCUGCGGUGCCCAGGCAGUGAUGUCAUCAUGGUAGAGAACGCCAACUAUGGGCGCACAGACGACAAGAUCUGCGAUGCCGACCCAUUUCAGAUGGAGAAUGUGCAGUGCUACCUGCCAGACGCCUUCAAGAUCAUGUCACAGAGGUGUAACAACCGCACCCAGUGCGUGGUGGUGGCCGGCUCUGAUGCCUUUCCUGACCCCUGUCCUGGGACCUACAAGUACCUGGAGGUGCAGUACGACUGUGUCCCCUACAAAGUGGAGCAGAAAGUCUUCGUGUGCCCAGGGACCCUGCAGAAGGUGCUGGAGCCCACAUCGACGCAUGAGUCAGAACACCAGUCUGGGGCAUGGUGCAAGGACCCGCUGCAGGCAGGCGACCGAAUCUACGUCAUGCCCUGGAUCCCUUACCGCACCGACACGCUAACCGAGUACGCCUCAUGGGAGGACUAUGUGGCCGCGCGCCACACCACCACCUACCGCCUGCCCAACCGCGUGGACGGCACGGGCUUCGUGGUCUACGACGGGGCUGUCUUCUACAACAAGGAGCGCACGCGCAACAUUGUCAAGUAUGACCUGCGCACGCGCAUCAAGAGUGGGGAGACGGUCAUCAACACCGCCAACUACCACGACACGUCGCCCUACCGCUGGGGUGGCAAGACCGACAUUGACCUGGCGGUGGACGAGAACGGGCUGUGGGUGAUCUACGCCACGGAGGGCAACAACGGGAGACUGGUGGUGAGCCAGCUGAACCCCUACACGCUACGUUUCGAGGGCACCUGGGAGACCGGCUACGACAAGCGCUCGGCAUCCAAUGCCUUCAUGGUGUGCGGCGUUCUCUACGUGCUGCGGUCUGUGUAUGUGGAUGACGACAGUGAGGCCGCCGGCAACCGCGUGGACUACGCCUUCAACACUAACGCCAACCGCGAGGAGCCCGUCAGCCUGGCUUUCCCUAAUCCCUACCAGUUCGUCUCCUCAGUCGACUACAACCCCCGGGACAACCAGCUGUAUGUCUGGAACAACUAUUUUGUGGUGCGCUACAGCCUGGAGUUCGGGCCUCCCGACCCCAGCGCUGGCCCAGCCACAUCCCCGCCCAUCAGCACAACCACUACCGCAAGGCCCACACCUCUCACCAGCACAGCCUCACCUGCAGCCACCACCCCGCUCCGCCGGGCACCCCUCACUACGCACCCUGUGGGUGCCAUCAACCAGCUGGGACCUGACCUGCCUCCAGCCACAGCCCCAGCCCCCAGCACCCGGCGGCCCCCAGCCCCUAAUCUGCACGUGUCCCCAGAGCUCUUCUGUGAACCUCGAGAAGUACGGCGGGUCCAGUGGCCUGCCACGCAGCAGGGCAUGCUGGUGGAGAGGCCCUGUCCCAAGGGGACUCGAGGAAUUGCUUCCUUCCAGUGUCUACCAGCCCUGGGGCUCUGGAACCCCCGGGGCCCUGACCUCAGCAACUGCACCUCCCCCUGGGUCAACCAGGUGGCCCAGAAGAUUAAGAGUGGGGAGAACGCAGCCAACAUCGCCAGUGAGCUGGCCCGCCACACCCGGGGCUCCAUCUAUGCUGGCGACGUGUCCUCCUCUGUGAAGCUGAUGGAACAGCUGCUGGACAUCUUGGACGCCCAGCUACAGGCCUUGCGGCCCAUCGAGCGAGAAUCAGCUGGCAAGAAUUACAACAAGAUGCAUAAGCGGGAGAGAACAUGCAAGGACUACAUCAAGGCUGUGGUGGAGACGGUAGACAACCUGCUGCGGCCAGAGGCACUCGAGUCCUGGAAGGACAUGAAUGCUACAGAGCAGGUGCACACGGCCACCAUGCUCCUGGAUGUCUUGGAAGAGGGUGCUUUCCUGCUGGCUGACAAUGUCCGGGAGCCUGCCCGCUUCCUGGCUGCCAAACAGAAUGUGGUCCUGGAGGUCACCGUCCUGAACACCGAGGGCCAAGUGCAGGAGCUCGUGUUCCCCCAGGAGUACCCAAGCGAGAACUCCAUCCAGCUCUCCGCCAAUACCAUCAAGCAGAACAGCCGGAACGGGGUGGUCAAAGUUGUCUUCAUCCUCUACAACAACCUGGGCCUCUUCCUGUCAACUGAGAAUGCCACGGUGAAGUUGGCGGGUGAAGCGGGUGCAGGUGGCUCCGGGGGUGCCUCGCUGGUGGUGAACUCACAGGUCAUUGCUGCAUCCAUCAACAAGGAGUCCAGCCGAGUCUUCCUCAUGGAUCCUGUCAUCUUCACCGUGGCCCACCUGGAGGUCAAGAACCACUUCAAUGCCAACUGCUCCUUCUGGAACUACUCAGAGCGUUCCAUGCUGGGCUACUGGUCAACGCAGGGCUGCCGCCUGGUGGAGUCCAAUAAGACACAUACCACGUGUGCCUGCAGCCACCUGACCAACUUUGCCGUGCUCAUGGCUCACCGCGAGAUCUACCAGGGUCGUAUGAACGAGCUACUACUGUCGGUCAUCACCUGGGUGGGCAUCGUGAUCUCCCUGGUCUGCUUGGCCAUCUGCAUCUCCACCUUCUGCUUCCUGCGGGGCUUGCAGACUGACCGCAACACCAUCCACAAGAAUCUGUGCAUCAACCUCUUUCUAGCAGAGCUGCUCUUCCUGGUCGGGAUAGACAAGACUCAGUAUGAGAUUGCCUGCCCCAUCUUUGCCGGCUUGCUGCACUACUUCUUCCUGGCUGCUUUCUCCUGGCUGUGCCUGGAGGGUGUUCACCUCUACUUGCUGCUGGUGGAGGUGUUUGAGAGCGAGUACUCCCGCACCAAAUACUACUACCUGGGCGGCUACUGCUUCCCAGCCCUGGUGGUGGGCAUCGCUGCUGCCAUCGACUACCGCAGCUACGGCACAGAGAAGGCCUGCUGGCUCAGGGUGGACAAUUAUUUCAUCUGGAGCUUCAUCGGGCCGGUCUCCUUUGUUAUUGUGGUGAACCUGGUGUUCCUUAUGGUGACUCUGCACAAGAUGAUCCGGAGCUCAUCCGUGCUCAAGCCUGACUCCAGUCGCCUGGACAACAUUAAGUCCUGGGCCCUGGGGGCCAUUGCGCUGCUCUUCCUGUUGGGCCUCACCUGGGCUUUUGGCCUUCUCUUCAUCAACAAGGAGUCAGUGGUCAUGGCCUAUCUCUUUACCACCUUCAACGCCUUCCAGGGAGUCUUCAUCUUCGUCUUUCACUGCGCCUUACAGAAGAAGGUGCACAAGGAGUACAGCAAGUGCCUGCGUCACUCCUACUGCUGCAUCCGCUCCCCGCCUGGGGGCGCUCACGGCUCCCUCAAGACCUCAGCCAUGCGGAGCAAUACCCGCUAUUACACAGGGACUCAGAGUCGAAUCCGGAGGAUGUGGAAUGACACCGUGAGGAAACAAACGGAGUCCUCCUUCAUGGCGGGCGACAUCAACAGCACUCCCACCUUGAACCGAGGUACCAUGGGGAACCACCUGCUGACCAACCCCGUGCUGCAGCCCCGUGGGGGCACCAGCCCCUACAACACCCUCAUCGCUGAGUCAGUGGGCUUCAAUCCCUCUUCACCCCCUGUCUUCAACUCCCCAGGGAGCUACCGGGAACCCAAGCACCCCUUGGGAGGCCGGGAAGCCUGUGGUAUGGACACGCUGCCCCUCAACGGCAACUUCAACAACAGUUACUCCUUGCGAAGUGGGGAUUUCCCUCCAGGGGACGGAGCCCCUGAGCCACCCCGAGGCCGGAACCUGGCUGAUGCAGCCGCCUUCGAGAAGAUGAUCAUCUCAGAGCUGGUGCACAAUAACCUGCGGGGUGGCGGCAGCGGAGCUAAGGGCCCUCCACCUCCUGAGCCCCCCGUUCCACCUGUGCCAGGGGGCAGUGGUGAGGAAGAGGCAGGUGGGCCUGGUAGUGCUGACCGGGCAGAGAUCGAACUUCUCUACAAGGCCCUGGAAGAGCCACUGCUGCUGCCCCGGGCCCAGUCGGUGCUGUACCAGAGUGAUCUGGACGAGUCGGAGAGCUGCACUGCGGAAGAUGGGGCCACCAGCCGACCCCUCUCCUCCCCUCCAGGCCGGGACUCCCUCUACGCCAGCGGGGCCAACCUGCGGGACUCGCCCUCCUACCCGGACAGCAGCCCCGAAGGGCCCAGCGAGGCCCUGCCCCCACCCCCACCUGCACCCCCUGGCCCCCCUGAAAUCUACUACACCUCUCGCCCACCGGCCCUGGUGGCCAGGAACCCCCUGCAGGGCUACUACCAGGUGCGGCGGCCCAGCCAUGAGGGCUACCUGGCGGCCCCAGGCCUCGAGGGGCCGGGGCCCGAUGGGGAUGGGCAAAUGCAACUGGUCACCAGUCUCUGAGGGACCUCAAGGACCAGGGGCUUGGGACCCAGGCCAGGGAGGGGACCCUGGGUGGGCUCUGGUUGGGAGGUGGAGACUGAUGGAGGCAGUGGCUGAUGGGCCACUCUCUCCAGGUACCCCUCAGCCCUGGGCCCUCCAGGCCCCUCAGGCUCUGCCUCAGGGGUCUGAGGUGCAGGGUUCACAGACAGGGUUUCCCAUCAGCUGCACCAGCUCUAUUUGGGGGAAGUACUGUGAGGAGGGGCCCAGAGGGCCUGGGGGGUGAGGAAGAAAUUGGAAGGGGGUAGCCCACUCUUGACUUCCCUCAGUCCCUACUCUUCAUGGCCCCCCCUGAAAUGAGGGAAACAAGGGCUUUAGUUUCCCUGGGCCAAGGGCCCCCUUGGAGAGAACCAAUCAGCUGCUCCUCUUUCUGCAGUCAGAAAUGCUGCAGCUGCAGGAGGGAGCACAGGGGGCAGACUACAGGUUGCUCCUUCACUGCAGUUCACGGCUCCUUGGAAACUAGGGUCUUGGCCUGGGAGAACACCCCAGGGCCAGAGGAAUGGGUGAUGUGGCUGGUGAUUUAAAGUGGAACUUUCUUGAAGCUCCUUCCCUCUGCUCUUGGUCCCUGCCUCCCCAGCAAGCCUCCCCUCAGCCCUCAGUGCACCCAAUGACCCCCUCCCUUGGGGUGACUCCUGAUGAAGCACAACUCCCCAAAGGGCCCCCAGCCCACAGGGGUGGCCAUAUUUGGGCAGUGCCCGGUCCUGUGGGCUUGGCUAUCUGGGGAGCAGAUUUUGGGUCUGGAUCUCCCUGGGGAGUGGGUCCUGGGCUGGGAUCUUUCCCUAGGGGGCCCUCUUACCCCUUUUCUCUCCUCCUCCCCAUUGCUGUAAAUAUUUCAACAAAAUGGAAAAGAAAAAAAGACAAAAAAAAAUCUCAUCACUUGAAGCAACUGGGAGCCUGCGGCCUGGCCAGCCCGGACUUCCUCCGGAGCAAAGCGGCACCGCCGGGCCCUGGCAGCCAGGACUUCUCCGUGUACAUGUGCAUCCCCAGCCGGGGUGGGCAGGCCGCCAGAGCAGCUUUUUACAAUCCAGAGACAGAAAACAAAAUCUAGAUGCAACAGCGAAACAAAGAACCCGUUUCCUUCCCGGCACAGUUUCCGUGGCCUCCUCACCCGCCCGCCUGCCCCCCAUCCUCAGCCCUCCUGGGGCGUGUACCUCACUGCCUGCCCCAGGACCGGGCCUGUCUCGCUCCUCCCCACUGGUCCCAGGGAGGCACCCUCACACCCAAAGAUGCUUUUGCCAAGAUGGCUGUGCUAUCUCUCUGAGUUCCUGCUUCCUGUAUGUUGCUUCUGGGACUCUGGGCAGGGGGAAAGGGGGCUGACUUCCCACCUAGGGGGGUUGAUGGGAGAAGGAAAGUAGGGAAGCACUGGGCACUGAGGACAGUGUGGUGUGACGGUGACUGAGGAAGGAGGACUGAGGGGCAAGGUUGUCUUUCCUCUCUGGAGGGCAGUGCAGGUGAGAAGUCAUCUUUCCUGCCCUUCAUCUGCUGGCUACCAGGGUCUGCAUUCAGGACAUCCUCGUUCUGGGGGCUCAACCCCAAACUCAAAGGCCCUAAAAGUUUCAGGCAUGGGAUGUCUCUGAGUAACCUCUCCUGGUCCCUCUUCCAGCCUACCACCUGGGUCCUCCCACCCCCCUCCAAACUCUGGGGGCUAGUGUAGUCCUAAUGCCACAUUAACCCAGCCCCAUCAUUACCAUUUCCCCAGGGGUGACGCUUCACCUCUGCUCUGACCCCUCCCUGUCUCUUUUGCCCCUCCCUGUUUUCUCACAAGUGCCAUGAGUUUUAAAACAUCUUCGGGUCUCAGCCUGCUGCUGCCAUGAACUUCUUUGGGUUAAGGGGGAGGGGCUCUAGGGAGGAACUGGGGGAAAGGGAAGGUAGGUGACUGGAGGGACCCUUUUGCUGCUAGAAAGCCCCUCCCUUCUGGGGAGCUGGGGCUGGCUUGCCCUUAUCAGGGGAGAAGGGGUCAGACCAAAGAUCUAGGUUUGUCCAGUGUCGGGGAGCAGGUGGGAGAUAGUAGGGUUGGGCUGUCUGGUAGGAAGGUGUUUAACCUUUCACCAGUAAACCAUGAGUGAGGUCUAGAUGGGAAAAGUAAAAAUGGAAACAGUCUUGGCUCUGUGAGGAGGGCGGGAGACAGCUCCUUGGCUAUCCUUGGCUUUACUGGGCCAGGGGCUCCAUUGGGGGUGGCUAGAGGCCUGAGAACUGCAGGAGAGGGUAAAUGGAGGGGCUGGCCCUGCCCAGUGUCAGCCCAGCUAGAUCAAGGCUCCCUCUGACAGCAGCCAGAAGGGCUGGAAAUGCAGGAUAGGGGAGGAAGGGAGUUACCAGGAGACUGGAAACAUCCACUUCCUUUCCUCAAGCUCAGCCCUCCUCUCUCUCCAGACAUGACAAUCAAGGGGAGAGGGUGCAGGAGGUCCCUUGGUUUCCAUUCCAGCUUGAAACACCAAGGUGGAUCCCAAGGCCUCAGAGCUGUGUGGCAGGAGCCCCUGGUGCAGCUGGACACCACUGCAAUUCAGUGCAAAGCCACCCCUAGAGCCCAGGUGUCCCCCACCCCAACCAGACCUGGUGCCUUGACUCCCCCAUCCCAGCGGGGACAGUAUAGAAAAGGAAGGGUCUUGGUUUCCUCUCCUGCCCCCUUCCUUGAGCUCCUGAAUUCAUUUGCUUUUAAAUCUUGUUCUUUUUCUCUGGGUUUUGUUUUGUUUUAGUUUCCCUGGCCUUCCCUUUCUCUGUCUCCACCUCUUUCCCUGUGUCUUUUCUCUGUCUCCGUGUACCUCUUCUCUUGCCCUCAAUUUCUAUCUGUCCAUUUGGGCCUCCUCCCCCACCCCACACCCCCAGUUCCUCCUUGGUCUCCUUUUCGAUAUGCCAAACCAAUUUUGGGUCGAGUGCAUUUAACGAGAACAAAACAAAAGGCUCAUAACAACAAGAACGUUUCAGAAAAAAAUAAAAAGUUUAAAAAAAUUGUUGAGUCAAAAAUCAAUAAAGAAAUUAAGAUUUCUUGGAAUGACAA